AGACGAUUGAAUAUUUUUCUUUACGCCAAUCAAGUUUUUUUUUCUUGUCAGUGAUAAUUUUUGAUUUUUGUUUGGUUUAUAUUUUGAAAAAAUUUUCAACAACAAAAAAAAAUGUCCAACAUUUGUUUACGUUGUAAUAGAGCAGUAUAUGCUGCUGAAGAAUUAUUAGCCGGUGGACAAAAAUGGCAUAAAGUUUGUUUCAAAUGUAAUCUUUGUAAUAAACGUUUAGAUUCAACUAAUGUUAAUGCCCAUGAUAAUGCAUUAUGGUGUAAACAAUGUUAUGCAAGAAAAUUUGGUCCAAAAGGUUAUGGAUUUGGUGGUGGCGCUGGUGCAUUGUCGAUGGAUGUUGGUGAACAUUUAGGUAAUCGUGAAUCACAAAUGACAAACAAACCAAAAGGUGUCAAUGUCUAAUUCUUACCAGCUUCGAUUGUAUGCUAUUUACACACCACUGUCAAUCAUUUUUAUCGAAAAA
Dermatophagoides pteronyssinus (European house dust mite) is the source of this 472-nucleotide messenger RNA. RefSeq names its product muscle LIM protein 1-like. Gene Ontology annotation, biological process: muscle tissue development; sarcomere organization. The record is from RefSeq and is a predicted model, not a curated record. Gene Ontology annotation, cellular component: nucleus; cytoplasm; Z disc. NCBI's taxonomy places the organism in Eukaryota, Metazoa, Arthropoda, Arachnida, Sarcoptiformes, Pyroglyphidae. Gene Ontology annotation, molecular function: actinin binding; structural constituent of muscle.